AUGAGAUUUAUGGUAAUAAUACUUGCCAUUGUUGCAGCUGAGGGUAGAAGCCUAACAGAAGUUGUAUGUGAUUUGAAUCCACGACAUUGCAAUUUACACAAAACAAGUUCAAGGACACCAGUUCCAGUCAGACGAUACCUACUAAAAGGCAAUAAGAUGGCAGCGCCGAGUGCAAGUGAAUUUGCCAGAUGGCAGAACUAUGAAAGAGGAGAGGCAGGCACGGGACUCAUCCCUGAUUCGGGACCCGGCUGGGGACCAGGUCUUGGAGACGUGAACAUUGCGACUGGUUUGGGUGUAGAAACGCCCGUGGGCGGUCUUGGCAUUCGUCGUGAUUUCGAUCUCGGUUUCGGAGGGUCUGGCCGAAGUGGUGGACGGAGUAUCGGUUUCGGUAAUGGACAUCAGAGGCAAAUUGGUUCAGCUCCGUGGGCAUGGCCCUAA
Ostertagia ostertagi is the source of this 438-nucleotide messenger RNA. The record is from the annotation of a GenBank genome assembly. Lineage: Eukaryota; Metazoa; Nematoda; Chromadorea; Rhabditida; Trichostrongylidae.